This is a messenger RNA of Thlaspi arvense, 918 nucleotides long. NCBI's taxonomy places the organism in Eukaryota, Viridiplantae, Streptophyta, Magnoliopsida, Brassicales, Brassicaceae. The record is from the annotation of a GenBank genome assembly.
AUGCUGGUUGUUGGGGCAGCCGUUGUGUUGGUUGUGAGGGUACUCCCUUCAUCUCUCAUAGUGGUCAGAAGACAAGAGCACGAAUGUAGACGUGGGUUCCAAGGGAGUAGGAGUAAACGCUGGAGAGCCCGGCAAAGGAGCCAAUGUCCAAGUUGGGGGAAAAGGUGUGUCCGUCUCCGCCGGCCCCAAGAAAAAACCCGUAUACGUCGGAGUACCAGGACCCUCCCCAUUCAUCUACCAAUACGCUGCCGAAGAAAUCAACUCCAUGAUAACCCCAACGUGGCUCUAUUCUUUCUGGAGAAAGACCUCACACAACGCAGAAAGUUGACCCUGCACUUCACUAGAACUGCCAACACAGCCUCUUUCUUACCUCGUCAGGAAGCUGAGAAGAUACCCUUUUCGUCCAACAAGUUCCCGGAUAUUCUAGACCACUUUUCAGUGAAACCCAACUCGGUGGCAGCAAAGACAAUGAAGCAAACAAUUAAGGAAUGUGAAGAGCCCGGCAUUGAAGGAGAGGAAAAGUAUUGUGCAACUUCAUUGGAGUCAAUGAUUGAUUUUAGCACCUCUGGAAAUGGAAAGAAUCACAUUGCAAUCUCCACCGAGGCAAAGGAAACUCCGGCGCAGAAGUACAGUAUUGUCGGAGUGAAGAAGAUGGGAAAUAGUGAAGCUGUGGUGUGCCACAAGCAGAACUACCCGUACGCUGUGUUUUAUUGCCACAAGACAUACACCACGAAAGCAUACCUGGUUUCCAUGGUAGGUGAAGAUGGCACAAAGGUGAAAGCGGCGGCAGUGUGUCAUACAGAUACAUCAAAGUGGAACCCGAAGCAUUUGGCUUUCCUUGUCCUCAAGGUCAAAUCUGGAACUGUUCCAAUCUGCCACUUCCUUCCUGAGGAUCAUGUCGUCUGGGUUUCGAACUAG